Messenger RNA from Heterobasidion irregulare TC 32-1, 1768 nucleotides. RefSeq lists its product as uncharacterized. Gene Ontology annotation, molecular function: heme binding; monooxygenase activity; iron ion binding. Bases 1 to 1668 code for a protein of 555 amino acids. The transcript is spliced from 13 exons. The record is from RefSeq and is a predicted model, not a curated record. Lineage: Eukaryota; Fungi; Basidiomycota; Agaricomycetes; Russulales; Bondarzewiaceae.
AUGUCCCCAGCGGUCUUUCUCGUUCUCUCUGCUCUGUCUGCCCAUCUGAUCUUCAAUCGUUUGGAGCCUCGCGAUGCUGGUUCCCUCGUUUUCUUGACUGUCGGAUUUCCUGCUGUCUUGUCGGUGGUUUUGCGUCCUCAAGGUGUAUCCAUACUGUCCUCGGUGCUUUCUUCAUAUGCUGUCUACUUGUCCUCUCUUGUCCUCUCCGUCGUUGUCUAUCGCAUCUCUCCGUUUCACCCCCUCGCCAAAUACCCUGGUCCUCUCUUCCUGAAGAUCUCUCGCUUUUCAGCCUGGGUCAUCGUCAUGGGUGGGAAUCAGCACCGUUAUUAUCACUCUCUCCAUCAGCGUUACGGGCCGUAUGUCCGCACAGGUCCAAAUCACCUGCACAUCUCAGAUGCUGCUGCAAUACCGGCCGUCCUUGCCUCGCGUAACUUCACCAAAGGCGGAAGGUACAACGUAACGCACUCCACAGCAAGCUUGCUCAAUAUCCUCGAUCCGCAAGAGCACUCCCAAAGACGACGGAUAUGGGAUCGUGCAUUCAGCUCAAACGCCAUCAAGGGUUAUCAAGAUUCUCUGUACACCCGUGUCUCACAGCUCGUGUCCAUUCUGGAAAAGAACUCUGAGACGGGCUCGGUCAACCUCUCGCAAUGGCUCAGCUUAUUUUCCUUUGACUUCAUGGGAGAUCUAGCCUAUGGGGGUAUCUUCGAAUUGAUGAAGGAUGGUGGCGAUACACAUGGUUUCGUGAAGAUGUCAACACUGGGUAUAGAGCAGCAAGAGAUUCUCGGCACGAUGCCUUGGCUGAGGGCCUUCUAUAGGCUUCUUCCCAACUCGGGAGACACUAUGCGUCUACGCGCGUUUGCCAAAGACACCGUCAUGAAGCGGGUCGCCAAAGGCUCUAUGAUUCGAGACAUCUUUUACUUCCUAAUGGAUGAAGACGGUGCUGGAGGAAAGGCGUUGCCAUUCCCUGUUCUUGCUGCCGAGGCAAGUUUUGCCAUCGUGGCCGGGUCGGACACCAGUGGCGUCACUCUGGUCAAUAUCUUCUAUUACCUACUCUCGAAUAUGAAGGCCUACAGGCGUCUUCAAGCAGAGAUCGACAGAGCGGUAUCGGAGUCUGCGAUCGAUCCGGCUGCAUUAAACACAUUACCAUAUCUCAACGCUGUCAUUAACGAGACAUUGAGAUUACAGCCCCUUGUACCCAAUGGCGUCCAGCGAGUCCUUUCUCCGAAGACAGGCGGCACGUUAGUCUGCGGAAACUACAUCCCGCCCAACACGACCGUCCAAGUCUCGAACUAUAGCGUUCAAAGGGAUCCUCUGAACUUCUCUCCCAGCCCCGACGGUUUCUGGCCAGAACGUUGGCUUAUCGCUGACGCAGACAAGGCCGAAGCUCCCGUCAGCGACUGGAUUUCAUCCGAGCCAGCUGUCACUUGCCUGAACCGCAGUGCUUUCUUCCCUUUCAGCUAUGGCCCGACAAACUGCGCUGGCAAGACGCUGGCAAUGAUCGAAAUGCGUGCUGUCGUGAUCUCCAUGAUGCGCCGUUUCGAGGCCGAGCUCGCGCCUCAAUGGUCGGCGGAGAAGUACGAGUCGGAGUUGAACGACUAUUAUAUCCUGACGAAGGGCCAGUUGGAUGUAAACUUGCGUUUACGGGAUGGUCAGACGCACAUCGAAUGAGACUACGGUGCUUCGCGUACAGCAGUCAGGGUUGUCGAUGUGGGGCUCAUCAUUGUACGUGUAGAUGUAAAACGAAUGCAAAUGCUGUUGUACUCCUCCC